Messenger RNA from Melitaea cinxia (Glanville fritillary), 1103 nucleotides. RefSeq names its product pancreatic triacylglycerol lipase-like. Gene Ontology annotation, biological process: lipid metabolic process. NCBI's taxonomy places the organism in Eukaryota, Metazoa, Arthropoda, Insecta, Lepidoptera, Nymphalidae. The transcript is spliced from 6 exons. The record is from RefSeq and is a predicted model, not a curated record. Gene Ontology annotation, molecular function: lipase activity. Bases 1 to 999 code for a protein of 332 amino acids.
AUGUUACCGUUUCUAAUAGUUUUGUGUAUAGCGGCUUGUUCUGCACUACCAUCAAAUCCAAUCCUAAGGAAGUUGGAUGAUGGACCACGUUAUCAGUAUGUUGGUGAUUCAAACGGAGAGAUCCACCUGGAGGAUCUAUGGGUGUCGUUGAGUGAUUAUUUAAAUAUAGCAAGAUUCAGACCCGAAGUAUCCAAUGUAUACUUUUUAUACACCAGAGAAAAUCCGAAUAAUGGUCAAAUUAUAUUUAGAAAUGAAAACUGGUUGUCUUUAACUAACUACAAGAGCUUAAGAAGAACUAUUGUUCUUAUCCACGGAUGGAGAAAUUCAGCUUCAUCGGAGUUUAACAAUGUCCUUAUACCCGCUCUUCUGGCUGCGGAAGAUGUUAAUGUAAUAGUAGUAGACUGGAGCGUUGGAGCAGGUUCCCUAAGUUACAGACAAGUGAAUUUCAAUUGUAUAACUUCCGCUGCCGCGGUAGCCGACUUUAUUAAAUGGUUGAACCAAGCAAGUGGCUCAACACUUAGUCAGUAUCAUAUCAUUGGUCAUGGAGUCGGUGGACAUCAAGCAGGUAUCAUAGGAAGAAACUUGGACCGCGACGUACCAUACAUUACUGGUCUUGAUCCGGCUCUAAUUGGAUGGGUUAACCAUAUUGACCGAUUCAGAUCCAACGAUGCGUGGUAUACUGAAGUUAUCCACACCAACUAUGGAAUCUUUGGAUACAUAGGCGAUCUUGGUCUAGUUGAUUUUUAUCCGAAUGGAGGCAUUUCGAUGCCCGGCUGUGAUUCGAAUAGCUGUGACCAUGCAAUGGGCUACCACUAUUUCGCAGAAUCUAUUUCCUCCGGAGGAUUUACUGGCACAGAAUGUUUAAAUUACUACGCAGCUGUUUUAAGAAUGUGCUUCAGUGACAAAACUUUGAAAAUGGGUGGACUUACUCCAAAGAACGGACACUAUGGUGUAUACUACCUCGAAACAAACGCUGAUGCUCCAUACUCAAAAGGCUAAACGAAGAAAUGUAUUCAGUUAAAGUUUUAUAACAAUAUUUUUCAAAAAUCUAAAUCCAAUAAAGAAAAUUUAAAAACUUUCGUUAAAUAAAGAAACGUCAUUUU